CAGCUGAGUCUGUUUAUGCACGGAAUCCACUGCAGAGACUGCAGGGCAGAGACAACAAUGACACACAGGCUGCUAUAGUGGAACAAAGGCACCGACGCUAUUACAUCUGCCCAACGCUGCCCACUACAGACUGACGGGCAUGGAAGGGGGGUCCAUGUAACGCCAGGCGCCCAGGCAAGAUUCCCAAGAUUCUAAUGAAAGUCAAACAUAUCCAGUGAGCGAAUCCUCCCACGCCCGGCCGUUGCUAUGAGUUUUUCCCCGCCACUAUCAAGAGGAGCAGGCGAAAUGCUGGAUGAGCUGCAGCAGCUGACAGCAAAAACCAUGGAAAAAGUCGAUAUUGCAAAACAAUAUGACACCAUUCGGGAGCUGGGGAAAGGGACCUACGGAAGAGUCGAUCUCGCUAUUCACAAAGUGAGAGGUACAAAGAUGGCCCUGAAAUUUCUCAGAAAGAAGACAACGAAGCAGAAGAACUUCCUUCAAGAAUUUUGCAUCUCCCGCUACCUAUCUGCCUGCCCGUAUAUUAUCGGCAUGUACGAUAUUGCUUUUGAAACGGAGGAAUAUUACGUCUUUGCCCAAGAAUAUGCCGUGGCUGGGGAUCUCUUUGAUAUUAUUCCUCCGCAGGUCGGCCUCUCCGAGCACACCACAAAGCGCUGUAUCUAUCAAGUUGCGUUGGCACUGGAUUACCUACACAACCGGAAACUAGUGCACCGCGACAUCAAGCCAGAAAAUAUCCUCAUUUUUGACAAAGAAUGUCGAAAAGUCAAACUCUCUGAUUUCGGCAUGACCAGAAUCGCCGGCACCACAGAGAAACGCGUCAGCGGCACCAUUCCCUACACGGCCCCAGAGCUGUGCGAAAUGUCAAAGCAUAACGGUUUCCUAGUGGAAUACAGCAUUGACGUGUGGGCAUUUGGGGUCUUGCUUUUCUGCAUGAUGACUGGUAACUUCCCUUGGGAAAAAGCUCUACAUUUAGACUCCUUCUACUACGAGUUCUUGCAAUGGCAAAGAUACAAAAGUGCCGCCGUCCCUUCACAAUGGCGACGGUUUUCUCCCCACGCCCUGAAAAUGUUCAGCAAAUUGCUCUCCAUCAAGCCGGAGAAAAGGUGCGCCAUUAAGGAUGUUUUCUGGUAUUUUGGCAAGACGUGGCUGCUGAAUAAAGACGAUUCUCCCACUUCCGACGCCAAUAGCAACGGAGACGUCUUCGUUCAUAUAAAACAACAAGGUCUUCCGUUCACUGGCGGCGAAACCCCCAACAGCAAUAAAACCGACACGAGCCCAAGUCUAUCUUUCUCGUCCUGCAGCAGUUUCGAGGACGUACCGAAGGAAAGCAACGGCAACGCCAUGCUGGGCUCCACGCCCAUUGAAAUCUGCGUAUAAAAAUCAUAAUAAAUACGCUGCACAUUUUAACCAGCAAAAAAAAAAACCGAAUCGCUUGUCUUUCAAUAAUAUGGGGGGUUUUAUUCAGAUUGUUAAAAAUAGGAACAUUUUAAAGCCUUGAAUUAUGCAAAAGGGAACAUCAGCCAUGACAAUUUUCCACCUACUCAUAGUGAUGAGCCAAAAAUAAUUCCGCCAUCGGGUUGUCUACGCGAAAACUUGCCUACAAAGCACAUAUUAACAUAUGGAGGGAUUUUUGCUUUUAUGGCUCAUGUUUUAGGUUUCCAUGGAAACCAGAUUUCAAAUAUGCCUGGCCAAUUUUAAACCUUUUAAGUAAAUACAGGCCUUCAUUUUUUAAUUUUUACUAUACCCCCAAGGCACAUGUAUUGAAUAAGAACUACUUUUUUUUUAGGCAGUAUAAGUGUUGGGUUUUUUUUCUGCACACCAAACAUUCCUGCUCCGUGUAUUUGCUUUUUAUUUUUGUAUUUUGCCAAAUACCAAAUUUAAAACCUGUCUGGGUCGGACUUGGGGGUGCAGGGCCCACUGGUGUUGCCACCCCAGGGGCCCCUCACCCCCCAAGGUGCCCCACUUGCGCCCCCCCCUACCUCUGCCACCCACCCAACAUCCUGACAACACAUUAUGGGAGGACACCGGCGGUCGGGAGAGCGGUAAAAGGGAUCGGGUCUGGGCUGCCAUGGCCGGGCCCAUCGGGUUUUCCCCUGGUAUCCAAGAGACCCAGUCCAACCCUGAACCUAGUUGGGAAUUUAAAAAUUGAGAAGAACUGAUUUGAAAGAAAUGGCAUCAUCUUGGAACAAAAUGUUGCAUGCAGUUGUUGAAGACACAGAGCUACUAGUAGCAGCUACUUGUCGUGGCUACUACAAUAGACAAUGCUGAUCAUUAAUUGUCUCUA
This is a messenger RNA of Xenopus tropicalis (tropical clawed frog), 2281 nucleotides long. RefSeq names its product brain specific kinase 146 (gene bsk146). Lineage: Eukaryota; Metazoa; Chordata; Amphibia; Anura; Pipidae. The transcript has 4 exons. The record is from RefSeq and is a predicted model, not a curated record. Gene Ontology annotation, molecular function: transferase activity; kinase activity; ATP binding. Gene Ontology annotation, cellular component: cytoplasm. Bases 247 to 1374 code for a protein of 375 amino acids.